Messenger RNA from Nerophis lumbriciformis (worm pipefish), 2801 nucleotides. RefSeq lists its product as uncharacterized. NCBI's taxonomy places the organism in Eukaryota, Metazoa, Chordata, Actinopteri, Syngnathiformes, Syngnathidae. The record is from RefSeq and is a predicted model, not a curated record. Gene Ontology annotation, biological process: regulation of apoptotic process.
GGAAAACAUUUCAGACACCCCUGCACGAAGACAAUGCAAUUGGGUCUGUACCGAUCCACUCAAAUCCUGAGGGUGGGGGUAAUGGACAUUGUAGUCAGGGGAAUCUCUCAACUAGUAACAACACAAUGCACAGGAUGUGUUGUGUGUUCUUUUUGGUCACCAGGCUACCAAGGGUGCCAGAUGCCCGUCUUCGAAGACAUGAGCGGAAUGCCCAGAAGAAAGUUGGCAGAGUGAAAAAGCAAUGGGACAGAGAGAUUGGACUGAGAUGUCACACAAAGUAUCCCCGUCGACGUUGCACAAGAAGGAAAUAUGCACCGCGAGCCACCAGGAGUCUUUAGGGGAAAACGAGUCGUCAGAGGCAAUCCGUCAAGAAGUGCCGCCAAAGAAGUGUUCUCCUGUGCCGGAAGUCACACUCUGUCACGCGAGCCAAAUGGGUUUGACCCGGAUCAAAACGAAAAUAAUCCCGUUUUCCAGCUGGCUUUGCAGGGUGCUUAAACAUAUGCUGAUGUGCUGGACCAUCCACAAGGCAUGGCGCUCUGAGUCAGGUACCGAUCCAGGAGAGUUUGUUAUCUCAGAGCAGAUCAACGAACUAGAGCCGCCUGACCCAGCGCCACUUGAAAUAUCCGCCUGCACCUCAGAAUAUGUUUUCAUGCCUUCUCCACACAACAUCUUCACACACAAGGUCCAGUUGGAAAGUCCACCAGUGGAGCAGACCUCAAUGACCUACACCGUUACAGGCUAUCCUCACGUGGGCUACUCGGUCCAUAGUCGAUCCAGAAGAACCGCCUGCCUCUUGCCUCGUUCUCGCAGCACCUCUGCGCUCAGACCAGAGAAGAGCAGAAGCUUGACCCGAUCUGCCAGCUUGCUCGACAUGUUCCUCAAGGAUUUUGAGCACUUUACGCCUGACGUCACCGUGGGGGGAAAGAGGGAAACCUACCGGCUGCAAUGCUUCAGGGCCGGCAGGUACCAGUGCACAGUGACGGGCCUGGUGUUUCACAUGGAUGGAGAGGGGGAUGUGCGUUACGGGAUCAUCCCAUGGGACCUAAGCCUACUGGCCCAGCACCACAAAAAACCAGCGGGACCGCUCUUUGACAUCCAGUGUGACAAGCCGUCCAUGCGGCAGCUUCACCUGCCGCAUUGUGAGAUCCCAUCCAUGGGCGGAAGCAGCCGUUUGUUAGUGGCUCACAUGAGCGGCGAGGGCAUGGAGGUAGUCACACCUCAGAAGACCACCGACACUCACGUCAUUGCCAACAUCUCAGGCUUUUCGGCUUUUGGGCUCAUGAGAAGUGAAGAUAUGCCUCGCCUCCCGAUUCGAGCGUUGGUGCUAGUCUUCCUCAUUUCCGAAUCACCGUCCGUCUUAAAUGUGCUGUUAGUGCCAGAGAACGAGGUGGUGGAUGAAGUGAUUCGUGUUCGCAGCAGACGCAAUCCCAACGAGGGCUUUGUCAACACCAUCUCAGAAUGCAUCCUAGUCCCAGAGCAGCUGUACGUGCUGACCAGCCCGCUAGGAGACUUGCUGCGAAUUCAACCAAGUAGCGCGACUUUUUACGAUGAUCCUCGCAGGAACUACAUGAAUUCAUUCCAAGUACUUGGAAUAGACAACAUGGACACGAUUCAUCUCGCUCUGAGGGAAUAUGACAACCCCCAAGGCCACGUCUGGCACGCCGAGGUUCCUUUGAGGCACGCAGUCCAGCACCAUAGCGGUUUUACUGUUGAAGACCUGAGAAACGCUUGGUCCGGCUUUGUCCACCGAGUAUCACGACCGGUCCUCGGGACUCUGGUGGACCGUCUGUUUCAGGAAAGAUACCUAAGCGAAUGUGAAAGAGACAAAAUGGACCAAGAAUGCGACAAAAGGCGGAAGGCCCGUGACGUCUUAAAAAAAAUGAUUAACCUCAACCAACAGGCUCGUAAACGCUUCGUUACUUUACUUCGUGAAGAAGAUCCUCAUUUUGCGGCUACUCUUGGCUGGUGAGGACCGGACUCAUACAUUUUGGACUGAUGUUUCAUUGGUGUUCCCUUAAAUCAGCCACAAGCAUCGCAUCUUGAACUCGGACGAUGAGAGAACACGUUGUCUGGACUGUGUGAUGACGUGAGAGCAGGACGUCUGCUGAAGAAAAACUGCUACUGAAUACACUUUGCAUUGACGUUCCAUUCUUGGAUGUUCUCAGGACUCAGAGGCUCUGGAAAAAAUGUGAUUAUGUCCAAUUUAUUUUGAUUAUAUUGUCAAAGUCGUCUGUGAAGUACUCAAGCUUCUAUCUUAUACUUACGUCAAGUCGUUAUGUAAGGUGCUAUAUUUCUAUUUUACAUAUUUUUGUCUCAUUAAAACAUGUAUUUAUAAAUCACUAUUAGGAUCAUAUACAUAUACAAUAUACAUUUAUUAAGUUAAACCUUUACUAAAAAGUCAUUAUUUGCUGAUAUAUAUAUAUAAAGGUUAACUUAAUAAAUUAUGAUGGCCACUAGAUGUCGCCAAAGUACCAUACCACUAUAACGUAAAGAAUGCAUUCUAGACAUUUAAUUACAAAAAGGUAUGUGUUUUCACACCUACCAUUGUUGUCUGUUUGACUGAUUUCACUUAAUCAAGACUUUUAUAACAUUCCACACUACCAAAUAAUAAAAGUACGAAUAAUUCAUGCUGAUAUCGUGUCGGAUCUGCAUCGGCCAAUACUCAAGGAUCCUAUAUCGAUAUUGUGUAGGAAAUGAAAAAUCAAGAUUCGGGACAUCCCUAAUUAUUAACGUCUGGGGCAAUUAAUGAGAAAUGGCAUGUUUUGGAAAAUAAAUAGCUCGAAUGAGUGGGUUUUCCUGUU